UGUCAAAACACUCAGGUCAUCUCCUGAGGUCAUCUCCUCCACCAAUCACAGCCCUGCGUUGGCUUGAGGAUGAGGGAGACUUGAAGAUGAAGGACUCUAUUUAUCAGUUCUACACGGCGGCCAUCGGCCACACGUCGCUCGACUUGUUGGGAGUUUUCCAGAUCCGGGACGGGUUCGUUGUGAAGAUGCUUCGCUCUCAGAUGAAGGUGCUGGUCGUGGCUUUGUGCUCCUCUGUGCUGGCGCUCCACGUCAGCUCUGCUCCACAGAUGGACGAACUCACGGAAACCCUACAAGCAGAACUGAUCGGUGAUAAGGAUCUAACCGGAUUGCUCCUGCUGAGGUUCAUGUCUGAACUGAUGGCGUCCAGAGGAGAAGAGAUGCAGGAGGAGGAGGACGAACGCGGAGGCAGGCAGAGGCUGAUGAGACGACACGUCCGCUUCACCCACCGAGAGCGCAAAGCAGGCUGCCGAAACUUCUUCUGGAAGACUUUCACCUCCUGUUAGCAUGAGACGCUUUGGGACCUCUAAACCUGGAGUAAUUGUGUUUUUAAAACAAGCCACUGCAAAGCAACAAGUAUGCUUUUGUCACCUGAAAUGUAUAAGUCAAGGUAUUUAAACUCUUCUGAAAUGAAAGAUAAUUUUUGAUCCUUCAUUUACUACAUCAGGCAACAACAUAUUGUUGUUACUGGACCAGGAAAGUAGCAUAAAUGCAUAGAAGUGUCUUAAUACAAAGCAAUUUGUUCACAAAUAACGUGUCGAGAUAAAUAUCCACCCUUUUCUCCACGUUCAAUAAAAUA
This is a messenger RNA of Poeciliopsis prolifica (blackstripe livebearer), 796 nucleotides long. It is a transcript of the gene sst5, whose product is annotated as somatostatin 5. Lineage: Eukaryota; Metazoa; Chordata; Actinopteri; Cyprinodontiformes; Poeciliidae. Gene Ontology annotation, molecular function: hormone activity. The record is from RefSeq and is a predicted model, not a curated record. Gene Ontology annotation, biological process: regulation of cell migration. Gene Ontology annotation, cellular component: extracellular region.